CUGGGGAUAACUGGUUCUGGUUCUGUACUGGGGAUAACUGGUUCUGUACUGGGGAUAACUAGUUUUGUACUGGGGAUAACUGGUUCAGGUUCUAGGAGAACAGCCCACCAACCCACCAGGCAACGGCCACCCCAUCAUGAGUUGAGUGCAGGAAUGUUUUAAAAUCCCUGUCUGAAAAUACUUUUACAUAGAUUCCUGUUUGUAUCAGCUACUAAUAAUAUUAUCUGAAAAAUACUUUAUUUUAUUUUACUUUAUUUUAUUUUAUUUUAUUGCCACUUUAGGCCGCUAGGUGGCGGUAAUGGUGUAAUUCAUUGUUUACAAACCGCUGUUAAAACACAUUGAGAAGAAGAAUUUGCAUCUAAACUGAGCUGCGUGCGAACAUCUUAUCAGGAAGCUUCACCAGACCGAUAUUCCGUAAACGCAGCAGGACCGAGCCAAGAAGAUCCGAGGAAACGCUGUAGAUGGCGGGCUUCCUGGACAACUUCCGCUGGCCAGAGUGCGAAUGCAUUGACUGGGGGGAGAGGAGGAACGCUGUGGCCUCUGUGGUGGCGGGAGUUCUGUUCUUCACAGGGUGGUGGAUCAUGAUAGAUGCCGCGGUGACGUAUCCAUCCCAGGAGCAGAUGAACCACGCCUUCCACACAUGUGGCGUCUUUUCCACCAUAGCAUUCUUCAUGAUUAAUGCUGUUUCUAAUGGCCAGGUGAGAGGAGACACCUAUGGAGAAGGCUGCCUGGGCAGGACAGGAGCACGUCUGUGGCUCUUCAUCGGCUUCAUGAUGAUGUUCGGCUCGCUCAUCGCCUCCAUCUGGAUCCUGUUUGGUGGAUAUGUGGUGCCGAAAAAAGAAGUGGCUCCAGGUCUGGCUGUGUUCUUUCAGAACGCCUUCAUCUUUUUUAGCACUCUGAUCUAUAAGUUUGGCCGUACGGAGGAUUUAUGGGGUUAGAGGAAGCAGCCUUUCAUGUGAUCCGACAUUUUACAACGAAGCAGCUGUGGAAGCUCCAAUUCACGCAUUACUGUUUUAAUACAGGCCCAUCAGUGCUGCUACACACACACACACACACACACACGUUUUGCAGCUAUCCUUAUUUUCUAACUUUAUUUCAGCCUUUAGCUCAUAGUAAAUGGAAAUGGACUAGGGUUUUGUCCUUAUAAGACCUAGGGUCCCUUCCAGGCCAAUGAUGAUACUUUCUUGGGACCUUUUCUGGUAAUAAAAACCAGAUCACACACACACACAGCGUUGUGGAUAUAAACCCAUUUGAACAACAGUUGCAAAGUUUUCUAAAAUGUAACUUUUCUGAUUAAAUAUAGGUUAUAGUCAAAAAGUGAGAAUAUUACACAAAACUUAAUUUAGUUCAGUAAUUCAACUUAAAAUGGAAACUGGUAUAUUAUAUAGACUCAUUACAUGCAAAGUGAGAUAUUUCCAGCAUUUGUUAUAAUCUUGAUGAUCACGUCUUACAGCUGAUGAACAUCCAAAAAUCUAAAUCUCAGACAAUUAGAAUAUUACAUAAAAUCACUAAAGAUGGACAUUGAAUCCAGAAAUGUGACCAUGUGAGAGUCUAGUCCUGCAUAUGAACCCAGGUCUCUGUCUAGUCCUGCAUAUGAACCCAGGCCUCGGUCUAGUCCUGCAUAUGAACCCAGGUCUCUGUCUAGUCCUGCAUAUGAACCCAGGCCUCGGUCUAGUCCUUCUGCAUGGACUCCUGCCUCCAUGCGGUGUGGAUGUUACCAGCCUGUGGUCCUGCUGGCUGGAAUGAAGACCAGGAUGCUUCAGUCCUUCAGCUCUUCUGCAUCGCUCCGUCUCAUGAGUCUCAUCUUCCUCUUGGCAAAGCUCCAUAGGUUUUCUACGGGGUUCAGGUCUGGAGAGUCUGUGGCCAGUCCAGCCCAAUAAUCCUUGGUCCUUGAACCAGGUUCUGGUUCUUGUGGCAGUGUGGGCAGGUGCCAAGUCCUGCUGGAAAAUAAAGUCCACAUCUCCACAAAGGAAGCAUGAAGAGUUCUAAGACCUCCUGGUAGACGCUGCGUGGACUCUGGACCUAAUAAAGCCCGGUGGACCAGCACCAGAGGACACGGCUCCCACAUCACCACCCACUGUGGAACUUCACUCUGCACUUUAAGGGUUUUGGAUUGUUGCCUCUCCAGUCUUCUUCCAGACUCUGGGACCUGGAUUUCCACGAAAUGCAGGAUUUGCUUAUCAGAAAAGAGAACUUUGGACCACUGCUCAGCAGACCAGGUCCUGGUUUCUUUAGUCCAGGUGAGACGCUGCUGACGUUGUGUUCAGGAGCAGCUGGACUAGAGGACGACGACAUGAAGUCCAGGUCCAGGAUCUGUCUGUGUGGUGGCUCUGGAAGCUCUAACUCCAGCCUCAGUCCAGUCCUGGUGAAGCUUUUCCUGACCGUCCUCUCCAGCUGCUUCAUCCUGCUGCUUGUUCCAGCUUCUCCUUCCUCUCAGCUUCUUCUUGAUGAGCUUUGAUGCAGCACUUUGAUCAUCCAGCUUCUUCUGCAGCCGCCUGCUGAGGCUUUUCCUCCUGGUGGAGGGAGGUGAUGGUUUCUGCCCAGCUGUCAGGUCAGCAACCUUCCCCAUGAUGCUGGACUCUACUGGAACAGACUGAGACCAUCUAGAUGCUCAGGAGGCCUCUGCAGGUGUUGGGAUGGAUCAGCUGAUCAGAGCGGCUCUUAGAGGCUGCAACACUGAACCUUUUCACACUUUUCUAAUUUUCUAAGAUUUGGAUUUUUGGGUUUUUAUAAGUUGUAUAAUCAUCAGUAUAAUAACCAAUAAAUGCUUGAACUUUACAUGUGAGUCUAUAUAAUAUAUUAGUUCCCCUUUCUAAGUUGAAUUACUGAAAAAAUAUUUAGUUUCGUGCCAUAUUCCAAUCUUUGGAGUUUCCCCUGUAUGUGAAAUGUGAUGCAACGACACAAAAAAACAGAAGAGUUUUUAAAAUAUCCAGAAACAUGUUUCUAGAAGAUUCUCCAACCACCAGUUUAACCCUUAAAACUCCAGCUAUUUUCUGUCCAUCUGUUUUUAACAUAAACCAGUCUGUAGCAGCUUUUAAUCCCAGUAUAAACCAGUCUGUAGCAGCUUUUAAUCCCAGUAUAAAC
This is a messenger RNA of Melanotaenia boesemani (Boeseman's rainbowfish), 3084 nucleotides long. RefSeq names its product transmembrane protein 50B. Gene Ontology annotation, biological process: protein targeting to vacuole; late endosome to vacuole transport via multivesicular body sorting pathway. The record is from RefSeq and is a predicted model, not a curated record. The coding region runs from base 462 to 938 and encodes 158 amino acids. NCBI's taxonomy places the organism in Eukaryota, Metazoa, Chordata, Actinopteri, Atheriniformes, Melanotaeniidae. The transcript has 7 exons.